GCUGUGAAAUUGCGUCCCGCUGGCAACAUUGGGAAAAUGUUUCUCCCGCAUAACUUGGAUGCUAAAAUGUGUGCUUGAACGUUCGUUGACAGGUUGUACCAUCGAUCUCGACUUUAGUACAGAUCAGUAAAUUGUACAGGCUGUGGUACAGGUCACUUCGCUAAAGUUAGUGCUCAUAAAUCAAAUUGCAGUUUCAGAAAACUGCAUCGUAACCUGAAUAUGUGAGUCCCUAUUUCUCCAGCUCCUCCUUCUGCCUCGUCUUCAAGUGAGGUGUUUACCGUUACUAUCAAGUCUACGAAUUCCGGAGGUGAUGGCCUCCUUCCGUCAGGUGAACGAACGGCAUGUGUCGGCUGAAGUAGAGCUGAUGCUGUGGUCACCACGGCUUGACCUGAUUGCUCUCGCACUGAAACAGGGUGAUGUGGCACUGCACCGACUCUCAUGGAAGCGUGUCUGGCUGCGCACGCCCCCUGGUGGCAAGGAGCAUGAUGUCGCUGUCCUUAGUCUGGCUUGGAGGCCCGACGGCAAGAUACUUGCGAUUGGCUAUAGCACUGGGACGAUCAUUCUCUGCAAUGUGGAGAAUUCAGACAUAGUACACACCCUAACUCUGUCUUGUGGGGUUACGUGUCUCUGCUGGUCCAGUGAUGGUACCACAGCAGAAGAUACCGAACUGCAAUCGCGCAUACUAUACCGUGACUUCUCUUCUGCGUACUUGCCAAAGCUGCCGAGCCUCAACAAGAGCUACGGCUGCACCUCGUCAGCCAAAUCUGUCGAAGAGAAUGUGGAUGACUGCAAGAUGCUCAAGGAACAGGAGGACUUCAACAUCCUCGUUGUAGGUUUAGCCAAUGGGAGUGUUUCUCUGUACGCCUAUGGUGUGCUACUCUGCCUUGACUUUGAAGUGACACUUGCAGACUGCACUGGUGAGCAUACAAAGAGGGUGAUCUCUGCAUGGCUGUCACACCAUUUCAGCAAGUUAACUGUAGUAGUUGAAAGUGAAAGAGAUGGCGCUGGCAGGUGUAUGUACCUUCACGUGUACAACGUUCCGCAACUGCGGGAGAAACGUGGAGAACUUCGCAUGGUGGCCCUCAAGUAUGGCCAAAUAGCUUCACUGGCAACUUACCUAACAAGCACUAUGAGCUCCAUUAAGGAAGCCUGGGAGGACAUUCUCCUCGAAGUGGACUCCAAGCUUGCUAACUAUGCUCAGGAAAAGCGACGUACAUCCAGCGGCACAGUCAGCGACGAUUUUCUUGAACUGCUCAUGUUUGGUACACCGUCAGACGCGCUUGAAAAGUUCCUGGUGCAUGACCUCACAGAGAAGGGCCUCAAGAAACUGGGCCACUCUAUUGAGCUCUGCUACUCCAAUGUGCAGAAGUAUGUGCUUAAGCAGCUGCAGGGCGUCACACAGGCCGUCUACUUUCAUCUGGCUGACCUUCAGGGCAUGGCACUGUGGGAGGACAGGUUUGGAGCCCUGGGAUUGCGUAGCGCAGCUGUCACGAAUGCCCUCGGAUGCACAGGUUCCUUUCUCCUAAAGCUUGCGGAGUUGCUGCAGGUAAUCGAAGUGAGCAUCCGCAACUUUAAGGCUUUCUUCCGCUGGCUGUAUGUGGUCAUUUUGCGGCUCUCGGAUGAUUCUGUGCCUCCUGAGGUGACCCGCAUAUCGCAACAAGAGAUUGUGUUUGUCGCGGAGUUUCUAAAGGAAAACUUUGCAGUCGAGUGGAGUGAGGAGAAUCGGUUGUCUUUCAGCCUGGAGAGAGUUGGGCAGUACCUCAAGGAUGAGCCAUUGGUUUUUCCACUGCCAGCGCACCUGAAUGCCUGGCUGAAGUUUCUGGAACAGAACCCAGCUGUGCUGAACUUGGCCACCCCCCACCAUUGCAAGAGCUCACUUGUUCAGGAGCACAAACAGCUUGAGCAGGCAGCCGCAGAUGCAUUUGUGGGUCUCACGGAUGCCCUCAGACCAUCCGUUUCAAUGGAAGCGCAGGUCGUGCUUGCUACUAUGACGCACCCCGAAAGGCUCUCUGUGCUGUCGCAUGUGACUUCAAGCAAGGAUGACUGUAUCUACACCUCGUUUGUGCCAUGCCGCACGACGAGACAGGACCUCUACUUGGUCAAGCAUGUGACAGCAACGGGAGAGUUUUUUGUGGCCCGCCUCUACUUUGAGAAAUUUCGACACAUAGCAGAUGGGAGUGAUGCAAAGUGCUAUGUUGUUCUUGAUGCUCAAUUCUACAAUGAAGAUGUUUUGUCAGUUUUGAUGUGCAAGGAGGGAGAACACACAGACUCCAAUGUUCCUUUGCUUGUUCAGCUGGGCUUGAAGCACAUACAGAACUACUUUAAGCCUUUGCAAAGAUGUGUACCCCAUCAUGUGAUACUCGUAGAGAUGGGCAUUCAGCCCACUGAUGCUGCGAACUGUCUAGAAAAGAUGGACUUUAGGCGACUCGAGAAAAUGCGCGCUGCCUCAUUCGCUGUGAGUGGUGCGCGGAAUGUCGUGUGUGUGCUGUUUCAUUCCCGUAGGCGAGUACGAACAUUUGAGAUGGAUGUAGAGGAGGAAGACGAUGAAACUGGUGAUGAAGAUGAAGAGGACAAAGAUGCAAAAUUUACUGCUGAGAAAGACAUCACAGACUUUCAGGAUGAUGAUAAAGAGAAUAGUUUCUGAAGUGAAGCCUUGUGUGAAUCACUUAACGCUUGCCAGAACUUUGUUGGAUGGUACGCUUACAUUCUUAGUAUGUACAGCAUUCUCCCUCUACUACAGAGCUGUUCACGUGAUUGUGACGCAGUUGAAGCUUUAUUAUGAAUCAUGUGUCGUGAUUUCAUUGUUUUAUAUAAAAUGGCACUGUCUCAAAACUGAUGCUUCGAAGCUUCACUAGCAUUCACCUAAGUUUUGCGAAACAGUGAGUGCCCAUACCACGUCACUCCAAGUUGUAUUCAAACAUGGCAUGCAUGGCAUUGGCAUCACAAAAAGCAAUUAAUUUAUUUAUGUUAGAAAAAAUUCUCGUCAUAUAAUCAGAAGUUUGCAAAUCUGCUGACCAAAAAUAGCCCCAUGCUUUCAGUAUGCAUUCCAGUAUGAGACGCUAACCCAUUUUCUGUCACGUUACUCUGGAAGAGUGGCUGGUGCAUUGGUGGCAGACCUUCACUUUUAAAGUGUGCAGAGGAGAGGUAGGCAGAUGUCUUUGCUCGUUCUCUCUCACCCUCAACUUAAUCUUUUCUGUGUACUCAGUUAAAUUUACUAGCCUCCCCUUGCCCUUGCAACAGCUUUCUUCAGUCUUCUUUCAAGAUAAUGACAUGUACGACCACUCACCCUUUUGGGCUGUUCUAAUGCUCCGGUAAAUUUUUCUAGUUAAUCUUUAGCAUUGCUUUCAAAUGUUGAAGAUGGCAGGUGAUGCAGACAUAGUGUAAAUUAUACCUAAUUUGAGUUAGCUUUUGAACAGUUGAGUACAAAAAUUCUGACUGUGUACAGAGUUGUAUACAGUAGACUUGUUAAUUCGACUGCAGCUAAUUAGAUUUUUCAGGUAAUUCAAUCCCAACCGAAGGUCCUGGGUCCUGGCCAGUGCUCAUGACACCAAACUUUAGUUAUUUCAAUCCUGAAUUUAGCUUUCACUGCAUAAUUUGGAACAUGGUUGGUCAUCACGGUGGUCACCAAUGGUGACCGCAUGCCUGUGAUGACUGCAGUGAUGACUCCAAUAAAAGUAGAGUCUGUCUCAGCGUCACUUAAGCUGCAGUGCAUGCAUCGAAUGCACAUCACCCCCCAGUAAAAAUGCUUAUUUCUGGCCUGCCCUAGGAACAUUUGAGAGAAAAAACAGCAGCUCAAAAUGAACUACAGUAUUUACCCAAUUCUAGCACACACUUUUUUUUUUCUAAGAAAAUUCGUCUCGGAAUUGCAUGGGCUGUGCUAUCGAAACCAAAACUGCGUUCGCAACAUUGUACCAUCAAAGCCAUUGCCAUCACAAGAUGGUGAUCAUAGAUGGCGACAGAACAAAUUCGUGCAUAGUCGCAUAGGAUGACACGAUGUGCCACUUUCCGUCUGGUUACGAAAGCAUAUUCAACCAAUUAGUUAUUUUAUGUUGUCCAGCACCAACAAGUCAUGUCACGUGUUCUUUGUGUUUCAUGCAUGUCAGGACCAGGGUAUCAUACCAGGAAUGAACUGAAAACCGAAAAAAACUGAAUUUUUGCUUGAAUCAGAAUUGAACCAAAAUGUAAAAAAUUUUUUCACCCCAAAUUUCGGCUGAAAUUAAAAAAUAAUGGUUUUAGUUCAGGCUGGCCACAUAUUCUGGAGCUUUUCAACCACGCAUUGCCUGCAUUGGUGGCUCAACUGUGCUACCUCAUUUGUAAAUAUGCACCAUCUUCCUCCGAUUUUAGAAGUAGCAGCACCAUUAUUACAGUUUUCAACGUAUCCAAUUGGGGGGUAGACAUGUUAGUAUUACACGUGAGCAUGUGAUAGAGGUGAUCAUCAAAUAUAUUUACUUUAGUUGCAGGCCUACAUAUGAAUGAUGAAAUAAAGAAGAGCUUCCCAAGUCGUGGCUUUCAGUCGCACAUGUUGAAGUAGGUGCAACACAAAUGACAUAUUGCUUUUUACAUGUGCUUCUGCAACAUUAUUUUGAAAUUGAAACUUUCUUUGCCUACUAUGACGGGUUGUUGCAGAUGUUUUACUAUUAUAAUAAACGGGUAUGACCUUC
Molecule: messenger RNA, 4661 nt
Organism: Dermacentor andersoni
Lineage: Eukaryota; Metazoa; Arthropoda; Arachnida; Ixodida; Ixodidae
Gene: APC4
Product: anaphase-promoting complex subunit 4
Biological process (GO): protein K11-linked ubiquitination; anaphase-promoting complex-dependent catabolic process
Cellular component (GO): anaphase-promoting complex; nuclear periphery
Molecular function (GO): protein binding
Source: RefSeq, a predicted model, not a curated record